Molecule: messenger RNA, 1126 nt
Organism: Tachyglossus aculeatus (Australian echidna)
Lineage: Eukaryota; Metazoa; Chordata; Mammalia; Monotremata; Tachyglossidae
Gene: AKAIN1
Product: A-kinase anchor inhibitor 1
Exons: 2
Coding region: 266-547 (93 amino acids)
Source: RefSeq, a predicted model, not a curated record
CUUGUCGGUAUCUGUGUGAAGGCGGGGGAUCACCGGCUCUUUGUUUCCAGGUGGAAAAGACCGUGGCCUGGUGUGCCAAGGGAGGAUAAAGUUUCAUUCUGAGCUAGUUUUUUGUGGUCUUGUUGUCCUUCUGCUGUGGCCUUGUGACAGAGCUCUACAGACUUAAACUACUUCGUCACACCUCCAUCCAUAGAAAGCGCACUGCUAUUGUUGACAAGGGCUACUGACCCAAAGGCUUUUGAAGAGGGUCGGGUCGUGGGGUAGCAUGUUUUGUUGGAGAGAGCCCUGGCCUGAGACUCAGGAAAUGUGGGGUGUUUUCUUCAAACUGCUCCUGGCUUGCUGCAUGACCUUGGGUGAGAAGCCCGGAAAUGAACCGGAGGAAGUGAAGUUGCAGAACGCCAGCAAAAGGAUCGUUCAGCAGGCCAUCCUGCGAGCAGUGCGCCAAGUCUCCCAGGAGAGUCAGCGGUCAGAGACGAGGACCGGCCACUGCACAACCAGCCUGCAGCCUGGAGCUGGGGAAGUGACCCAGAAACCCGACAAGAAGUAACGGGAGCAGUCUUCUCUACUCUAUUUCCAGCUUUCUUAGUAUCCAAUGUGUCACACACCCAGUAAAGCAAACCAAAGCGUCAUCAGCACCUAGAAGUAGAAUCGAAGCUGCAGUAGCCUGGCCCCGAAGCGUUAUUUUCAAGUGCAUUAUUUAACUCGGUUUCUAGAUUAUACAGUGCCUCACGAACCUGUCGGAAGACAACUUCCACUGUAGUCGUAAUUAUCGUUUCAAGCACAACCUCUUAACGUUUUAUAGUUUGAAAGCUUGUUUAUCGCACUUCUCUCUUGUGCAUUCGUUGUAUAAAUACGUUUAAGUGGCAGCUUUCUUCUUUAAAUUGUUGGUCUCUGUGCCUUCCAAAGAGACCUGCUGAACCUCAGAGGGACUAUCCUUGGAAGUGACUUUGGAAGAUGGAUUUGGGGGCUUUCGAGUGGUAGGGACUAUAAAGGAAAGGCUACAAUCAUUUUAAAAUAGAAAAAAAGAUGUCAAGGGGCCCAGGUGGGGAAUGUUCCCCCAGUGGAUCUGUCAUUCCGGAGUAAGCUCCCUUCCUCUUCAUUCAUUCAUCCAAUCAUAUUUAUUGAG